This is a messenger RNA of Effrenium voratum, 1839 nucleotides long. Lineage: Eukaryota; Dinophyceae; Suessiales; Symbiodiniaceae. The record is from the annotation of a GenBank genome assembly.
AUGCCAGCUAUGAAGAGGCCUGCGGCCAGCGAGGCUACGUCUGGUGCGCCCACGAAAAAGCCAGCUGCGAACAAGCUGACCAUCAAUGCCAUGGUGGAUGACAUCAAGAUGGCGGCUUCGUCCAAGGAUGAUGAGGAAGAUAACCAAUUGCGCGACAAAGGAAAGGCCGAGAAAUUCGGCAAAUUAAUGAAGGCUGGGGCAUUGCCGCUAGCUGUGGUUCACAUGUGGCAAAUCGAGUCCAAGAAAGCGCAGAGCCAACGGCAGUUCCAAACGAAUCUGAUCAAUGGACUGUUCAACAAGCAAACUGAUGGAUCCUACAAGAUGAACACGGAGUCUCACCAUUUCAAAGAGUACCAGAAGAUCUACGUCCAACACGUCGCCAAGGACAAGAAGAAGGGAAUGCCGCGGGGGAUCAUGUUGGCUUCCGUUUUCCAUGGCGACUCCAGGGCCAUGGAGGCUAGCCUUGCUAAGGGCGAGUUGCAGUCGCACAAGGACGAUGCGGGUAUGGAGUACCUAAGCUUCCGUGAGCUGCAGACCGUGGAGGUCAAGACCAACGAACGUGGUGAAACAGUUGAGGGGUCCAAGAAGCUCAAAAGCCAGGAGGCCCACACGUUGGCGGGACUCAUGUCGAAGAUGAAGUGGGAGUGGGUCUGCAAGAAGGCUGAUCAGACUCGGCUUGAACAGGAUGCUCAUCUGCCUGAUGGGUUCCUCAAGACGCUGGGCAAGGCAGCCACGGCGUGCGACAAGUUGCUGAAAGAGGGCUUGAAGCUUUCCAAGGAAAGGGGCUUGGCGGAGAAGGAGGGAGCCCUCAAGGCUGCCUACGCCGACCUGACCAAGCACCAGAGCCAGAUUGAACACGUCAAGACUUGGAAGGAACUCCCGAACUCCGAUGGCCCACUCACCAAAGGCGCCUUGGACAACUUCUUGCUUGACAUUGCCCGGGACGUUGACAAGUACAACAGGGAGAUCGAAAGCGUCAAGGGCAUCCUCAAGGCAAGGCAGCGCAUGGCCAAAGCCACCGCCAACGAACAGGCAGGCAAUUUCACCAAUGAAAGCCAGCUUGCCGCGCUCCUCCUGGAACAACUUUUUGCUUGGGGGGCUAUGUCUCCCCAACUGAUCCAAGAAAUUGCUGCCCUGGCUGUUCGAGACCUGGAAGCCUCUAUAGAAAAUGGCCAAGUCCUUGGAGACUUGCGCGUCCUUGCUGGCAUAGGCACCAACGGCGCGUACAAAAACAAGUGCCAUGCUGACCUGAUGAACAAAGUCGAGCACUUGAGCCAACUACCAGAGCCAUUUCGAGUUCGAGUUCCCUUCGCCCUGCCUUUCGGCGAGUCGCUGCAGGGAAUGCUCUUGCCACACCAGCUCUUCGCGUCUUUGUGGCGGGACUACCCAGAAACUUGGCGAUUGUCUGUUCUUCCUGAUGAGCAAACCCUGCAACGAUUUUGGAGCGCAGUGGAUUCUCAUCCACAGAUGGAGAGCCACCCCAUCCGGGACGUUGCCGAUUACAAGUCCAAGGUUGCGCCGCUCGCCGUCCAUGGAGACGGCGUGCCGGUGGUCGGUCUUGGCAAAGGGUGGUCCAAAGUUAUGACCAUGUUUUCGUGGUAUUCGUUGAUAGGGCAAGGGCAGACCAAAGAAAUCUUAUUCUGGGUCUGGAGCAUGUAUGACCGCAUGAGCAAAGGCUCCGUCUCUGAAGGAACCAGAGGCGUUUUCUUUACAGUGCUACGAUGGUCCUUCCUGUGUUUGAUGGAAGGGAAAUGGCCAAGCGCCGACUUCCAGGGGAAGAGGCAUCUCGGCCACCACAAAAAUCAUUGGGCGUGGUUUUGUUUUUUUGUUCUUAUUUAA